UCUAGAGCCAAGCCACAACCGUACUCUCCUUAAUCCACUCCAUUCUCUUUUCUCCCAGCUAUGCUGCCAGAGUGUGCUAUGGGUUUACAAGAGCAACAAAAGAUGAAUAAAUCUCUGGAGUUGGUAUCAUUUGAGGAUGUGGCUGUGGACUUCACCUGGGAGGAGUGGCAGGACCUGAAUGAUGCUCAGAGGACUUUGUACAGGGAUGUGAUGCUGGAGACCUACAGCAACCUGGUGUCACUGAAUUUCCAGAUAGAUGAUGACCUUGAGGAGAAGAACCAAGAAAGUCAUGGUAGAUGCUUGCAGCAAAUUUUAGUCACCAACAGCAACACAUCAGCUGAGGAGAGAGUCAUGUUAGGAAAAUCACUUUAUUUGAGUUCAUAUAUUGUUUUAAAUAUGAUUAUAAAUAAUGGAAAGUAUUCAGGAAAGGGACAUGAGGAGUUAUACAUAUGUCAGAAUGCACUUCUUCCUAGAGGGCCUGAUGAGAUGCCUGCUGGAGAGAAACCUGAUGACCAUCAUAUAACUGAAAAAUUGCCCAGACAUCAUGAGCACCUUAGUCAGCAUCCCAAUAUUCAAACUGGGAAGCAGCUUUUAGAAUACAGUGGAAAAGGGAAAUCCUCCAACACAGAGCCAACAAUAUUUACACAUAAAAAGAUUCACAUCAAUGAGACCACCUGUAAGUAUAAUGAAUAUGGGAAAGGCUGUAAUAAGGCAGCUGCCAUUGUCCAAGAAAUAAAUCACGUAGAAAGGAGAACUUUUCAAUGUGAUAUACAUGGGAAAAUGUUCUGUAAAAAGUCUGAACUUACUCAACAUCAGAUUAUGCACACAGGAGAGAAACACUAUAAAUAUGCUGAAUGUGAGAAAACUUUUAUUAAGAAAUUAUACCUUACCUCACAUCAGAGAACACCUAUACAGGAGAAGCUUUAUGGUUGGAAUGAACAGGAGAAAAUUUUUUGUCAGAAGUCAGACCUUACAAUGCAUCAGAGAACUCACACAGGAGAAAUGUACUAUGGAAGUAUUAAAUGUGGGAAAAGCUUUGGUAAGAAUUCACCCAGCCAUCAUGAGAGAACUCACACAGGUGAAAUACCAGAUGGAUGUAAUGAAUGUGAAAAAUCUUCCUACCAUGAGUCUGCACUCUCUGUAUAUCAGAGAGUUCACACAAGUGAGAAACCAUGUAAAGAAUAUGAAAAAGCCUUUUACAGUAAUAAAUGUAAAAACUUUCCUGAAAAGUCACACUGCAACAGUCAUCAGAGAAUUUGCACAGGUGAGAAACCACGUGAAUGUAAGGAAUGUGGAAAAACUUUUAACCAAAAGUCAAGCCUAAGCAUUCAUUCCAGAACUCACAGACGUGAGAAACCAUAUGAAUACACCAGGAAGCAUGAGAGAAUUCACACUUGUGAGAAGUGA
Galeopterus variegatus (Sunda flying lemur) is the source of this 1407-nucleotide messenger RNA. Its product is annotated as zinc finger protein 717-like. Gene Ontology annotation, biological process: negative regulation of transcription by RNA polymerase II. Lineage: Eukaryota; Metazoa; Chordata; Mammalia; Dermoptera; Cynocephalidae. Gene Ontology annotation, molecular function: DNA-binding transcription repressor activity, RNA polymerase II-specific. The transcript is spliced from 4 exons. The coding region runs from base 61 to 1407 and encodes 448 amino acids. The record is from RefSeq and is a predicted model, not a curated record.